Aspergillus melleus is the source of this 852-nucleotide messenger RNA. Its product is annotated as fungal specific transcription factor domain-containing protein. The record is from RefSeq and is a predicted model, not a curated record. The transcript is spliced from 5 exons. NCBI's taxonomy places the organism in Eukaryota, Fungi, Ascomycota, Eurotiomycetes, Eurotiales, Aspergillaceae. The coding region runs from base 1 to 852 and encodes 283 amino acids.
AUGAGUCCGUCGACCAAGCAUGGGCCUUGUUGGAACCUAGGCAGCCCCAUCGAGGCCGAAAGACGACGCCGCUGUUGGGCUGGUCUCUUGACGUUACAUACAUAUCAGGGCAUGAUCUUCCGGGACGUUGAUAUGUCAUAUCUCCUGAGUAUCAAGUCCACCGAACCAGCGGAUGUCAAUGACUCCGAUAUUACGGAUAAAGCUAUUUCACAGCCAUCUAGCCGCGGCGAGAUUACACAGAUGUCAGUCAUGAUGGCCAAGCUUCGCCUGUUCCGACUUUCCAUCCAAAUCUGUCGUCAUAUAUCGGGUCCAUCCCGGUUAGAUCAGCAUCUACUACAUGAAUUCGACGCAGCGAUAGCCGAGGAACAAAAGCAAUGGGACACGACCUACCUAAUUGAUGGGUCUCCCAAUAUCUUGGAUGCUAAUAGCUACGCGUAUUGGUGCGUCUUACAGACACAGCUUUACGAAGCUCCGUUGCUUCGAAAUUAUUUCUGGCUCCUCAGCGGCGUCACCAGUCUGAAAGCUUUACAUGCAGCCGUGGCCCUCAAUUCAUGUCUCCAAGACAUUUCAUCGGCAGUGGAUCCGGGAUAUGACUUGAACUCUUUUCGGCAGGAAAUUGAGACCCUGAUUGUUCAUAUGAAAGAUCUCUCCGGGAGAAGUCAUAUCUGUCUCAGGGCGUAUCGGAUACUUCAUCAUUUACAGGUCCAAGCUAGCACGGAAAGUCUCCUAACAGAAGGCCCCGAGACGGAAUUUGAAAAUCUAUUCGAGAACUUGAUUGAUAUACGGGAGUGGAUGGAUCCAGAUCUGAUAAAUUCGAACCUGGACGGUGCUUUCAACAUCUUUGCGCCUUGA